UUGUUCAUGUUGGAAGGGCCUCUUAAAACUUAUUAUUAUUACGAAUUUCCAUUUUGCAUACAUAAGCAGAGAUGUGUAUAAAAGUUGAUAAAAAUUCGAAAUUAAUAUUGAAAACAUUUAAGCCUCAUAUUGUUAUUUAAUAUUAUAUAUAGUAUGUGCCUUUGACGUUUUAUUUAAUUUAUAAUCGUAUCGCAUUAAAUAGUUGCGCGUUCAAAGAGCAGUGUUAAACUAAUAAGUCAAGCUAUCACAACAAAUGUGUUUCCCGUACAACCGUACAAUAACAAACAAAAAAAAAAAGAAGAAAAAUAAACAUUUAUAGAUAUAUUGGAUAUUCGAAAUGAAAAAAUUUUAAUAAGAAAAGGUGUUAAUAAGUUCUCAAAAUGCUUGUGAAAACUUUGAUUGUGAGCAGCAAUUCCUGAAAGUAAUUAAAUAGACGAUUUAUUACUUUAUACAUAUUUUUGAUAAUUAUUUGCAUCUAUGCUUUGUGUAUAUUUUACUCUUCGUUUUGUUUACUAUUUUAUCCGGGCAUCCGUAAGAUGUAUGACAUUUCUUCUGUCUUUCGUAUAAGAAUGUCAUAAAGACCACGUAAAAUAACGAAUAAUAAACAAAACAAUAAAAAAUGCAACAAAAACAAUAAUCAAAUAAUAAUAAGUUCAUAUAAUAAUUGUGGAAUUCUUUCGAAUAAUAUACUUAAAUAUAAUUUACACGAUUUCCAUUAAAGAUAUUUUUGUUUUGUGCGUUUGUUUAUCAAUAAAUUACACAUAUAAAUAUAUAUAUUUUGUGUAUACUAUUUAUACAAAUAAAAUUCAUUCAUUAUGGAUGACGAAUUUAAAUUGUGUUGGAAAAAUUUCCAAGAUAAUAUUGCCAGUGGAUUUCAAAAUCUUUAUGAUCGCGGUGAUUUGGUGGACGUAACUUUGGCUUGCGAUGGCAAAUUAUUACAUGCCCACAAAUUUGUUUUAGCUAUUUGCAGUCCAUAUUUUCAGGAAAUAUUUAUCACAAAUCCUUGCAAGCAUCCGAUAAUUAUUCUAAAGGAUGUCACCUUUAAUAUAAUGUGCGAAUUACUGGAAUUUAUGUAUCAAGGCGUUGUAAAUGUGAAGCAUACCGAAUUGCAAGCUUUCAUGAAAAUUGGCCAAUUAUUGCAAAUUAAAGGUUUAGCUACCAAUUCAUCAUCGUCGGCAGCUUCAACUACUUCUGAGAAAUCUUCUAGUCAAAAUGCAGCUAAAUUAGAUACCGAUGGUAAGGCAGAGGCCAUUUCAAGUACAAAGGCCAAUAACACAACUACUAGUGGUAGCACUACGACUCCUACUACCAAUAAUAGUGAAGAGAAUGCUGGUGAAAAUUCCAAUAGCGGCAAACAAACGGGAAGCAAUAGCAAUCCUAAUACGCCGGUACGCACGGGAUCGCCAGCGUUAUCAUCAUCGUCCCGUAUGGGCGUUUCAAUUAAUCCAACGCUACCAUCCAAUACUACGAUAAAUAAAAGUUCCAGCGAUUCAUCAUCGCAUCAAUCUAUGCAUGGCGGCUAUCAUCAUAGUUUAACGAGCGGUAAACGUUAUUUCGAUUACAAUUCUGAUACACUUUCGAUACAUGCACGCAACAAGCUACGACGUUCUCUAACGUCUGCCGAUCAUAGUAGCGAUAAUAAUGACGUUUCCGCUGAUGGAAACUCUGUGGAACAAAUAAAUGAGGAUUUCUUUUUACCUCACAUAUCAAUGGUCGAAUCUAGAUACGAUUUAAAUAUAAAACGUGAAGCGGCUGAACAUCAUGCCGCCGCUUCAUUACGUAAUAACUUCCCAUCGGCAGCUUUUGGUUUGGAUUAUAAUUUCUAUAAAAGCAACAGCAGUAGUGGUGGUACUGGUCAACCACCUGUUAGCCAAGAGCAAUAUCCUAAUGAUAUACACAUGCCUAGCGAUUAUUCGAAAAAUUUUGGCAACCAUAUGGACAUACCACCAAACGGCAGCAACAUGGUCAUGUUAAGUUCAACAUCUUUGCUGCAUGGUAAUUGCGUAUUCAAUCGCAAUAAUACUGUAGCUACUCAGCAAGGCAUGAAAACUUAUUGGCUCUGCAAAUCAUACCGAAUUAGUAUGUGUCGGGCGCGUUGUAUCACACAUCAAGGUCGAAUAAUAUCGGCCACUGGUGUACAUAAUCAUACACCACAUAUGAGGGGCGGUGGCAAUAAUGCAGUUGGUUCGAAUAGUGGAGCGGGUGGUGGUAGUGGUAGUGGCAGUGGCAGUGGUGGUGGUGGUGGUGGUGGUGGUGGUGGUGGUGGUAGUGGUAGCGGUAGCAGUAGCGGUGCUGGCAACGCUAAUAAUCUCGGCGGUAAUAGCAAUGGUGGUAAUAGUAUUGGUGGACCGAUUAACGAAAAUCCACAAAAUUCAACCAGUUUGAUAAACACAAAUAGUUCAUUGUACGGUUCAAGAUAUACUCAGCACUCGAACACGAAUAUGGUGCAACAGAAUCCGCAGGGCCAUCAGCCAUUAGCACCAGUAACCAGCCAUUUAACUACUGGUGUCCCUAGCAAUCAUUUUUCUCAAAAUCUACCUAAUUUGUUAAUACAACCUCAUGUUAGCAAUAGUUCGGUAAGUCUUUUACAGCCUACACCGCUUCAUACAAUGCCACCAACUCUACAAACUCCCGUUAUACAAAAUAUAAUGCAUCCAGGUAUGAUGCAUACAACGCAUGCUAAUUAUGAGAUAACGCCUAUUAUGCAUGCAUCACCUGCAGAUAAUGUUCGCCAUAAAACGAGUAUUUUCGAUCAUCAAGAGAAGUCUUUAAAGAAUUCUUUAAAUGAUGAACAUAUUCCAGUGCAUAAUGAAGCAACCCCACCGCCUCAAACGAUGAAAAAUUCAUCAGCUGCGGAUGUUAUGAGAGGAGUAAGCGAAAUGGAAAAAGAUCCUGGCAAUGGUGGGGUUUUGGGCUUACAUCAGCAUCAAGCUCAAAUUAUAGAGUCGGUUACAAUAUCACCUGGGGGACCUAGUGAUGGUCGAGCCAAUCACAACUUUAAAAUGGAAACUAUGUAAUGUACUCGAAUUGAGGCAAAUGUGUUAUUAACGCGGGCAGCAGGCUAAGUUAAGUUUUGAGAAUCUACGUUUUCUUGACAAGAAUAUAUUAGAUUAAUUUAUUCAAUUUUAUAAAUCUUUUAAAAUUAAUAAUUUGAAUUAAAGAGUAAAGUUUU
This is a messenger RNA of Glossina fuscipes, 3172 nucleotides long. RefSeq names its product cell wall protein IFF6. The transcript is spliced from 3 exons. The record is from RefSeq and is a predicted model, not a curated record. Gene Ontology annotation, molecular function: protein binding. Gene Ontology annotation, cellular component: nucleus. The coding region runs from base 816 to 3017 and encodes 733 amino acids. Gene Ontology annotation, biological process: regulation of transcription by RNA polymerase II. NCBI's taxonomy places the organism in Eukaryota, Metazoa, Arthropoda, Insecta, Diptera, Glossinidae.